AACAAUUACAUAUCCAUCUUUCUUUUCCCUGUUUGGCUGCUUAGAAAGCUCAGGAAAAAACUAUGGAAACAAUUACACCAUUCACUCUCGUUUUCUUUGUUAACUUUUUCUUUCUGUUCCGGAAGAAAUAGUGAAAGGAUUAGCUCAAUUUAAAUAUAGUUAUGUUCUUGGUUGAAGUUCUAUUGUUCUUUUCCAUCACUCGGUAAAUAGACAAGUAAUUAUUAGCUUAUUUUAUUAUUUCUUCUGAGGUCAAGGUGAACAUAGUAGGAUUUGUCUGGCAUUGCUGAGAGAUACUGUUGAGAAAAACGGUUAAUUGCAUUAUUUUAGGUAGUCUUGUUACGAGAGAGACACUUCUCUAAGUAUGGAAAAUGAGGAUGUGAUUAGGCUUCCUGUUUCUGGUAAUUCUGGAGAUAGCAGUGAGAAUAAUGAACUUCACAAGUCCGAAUCUGGUUCAGGUGAAGCUGAUUCUCAACCUAGGGUUUAUGAGGCUGAAGAAGGAACAAGAGAUGGGGAAAAUUUGGGGCUUUAUGAAGUUGAUAUUGGAACUGGAAAAGGAGCAAGAGUUCUAGAGAAUUUGUGGCUCAAUGAAGAUGAUAUUGGAACUGAAGAACGGACGACAAGAUUGGAAAAUUCAGUACUUGAUGCUGUAAGAAAAGAAGGCACAACAGAUCAGGAUAGUUUGGUGUUCAAUCAAGUUGAUGUCAGAAAUGAAGAUGGGCAGCAGUUUCCAGUGGAAACAGAUGUUGACAUGGAUGUGGUUGAUUCACCUGUCAUGCAAGUGAAAAUUGAAGUGGCUGACACUGUUACAGUUUCUGAGAACCUUAGUGGCUUUGGUUUUCAAUUAAGUUCUCAGAAUGAUUGUCCCAAUAACCAAAAUAAGAGUCUUAUCCAUAGCCACAUGAUGAAUGGUGGUCCUCUAUCAGGUGUUAAGAGAGCAAGGAUUGCAUAUGAUGAAUGGCAACCUUCAGUGCAUGUCUCUUAUAACUCACUAACAAGAGCUAGCAAAAGGAAGUUGGAGGAACUAUUACAGCAGUGGUCAGAGUGGCAUGCACAACAUGGUUCAUCAUCUCAAGACUUGAAUGAAGUGCUAGAAUCUGGCGAAGAAACAUAUUUUCCUGCUCUCUGUGUUGGUAUGGAGAAAUCAUCUACAGUGUCUUUCUGGAUAGAGAACCAGACAAAGAAGCAGCAGUCUAAUUGCUAUAUUCCUCCUGAUGGUGACUUUGUGCCUCUUUAUGAUCGUGGAUUUGCAUUGGGUUUGUCUUCAAUAGAUGGUCCAAGUAAUGUUGAGGGAGGCCUGGAAAUAGUAGAUGAGGCUGCCCGUUGUUUCAACUGUGGUUCUUACGGCCAUUCUCUCAAGGAGUGCCCUAAGCCUCGCGACAGUGUUGCUGUUAAUAAUGCUCGAAAACAACACAAGUCCAAGCGGAAUCAGAAUGCUGGCUCUCGCAAUGCAACUCGAUAUUAUCAGAACUCUUCUGGUGGAAAAUAUGAUGGUUUAAAGCCAGGUGCUCUUGAUGCUGAAACAAGGCAACUUUUGGGGCUUGGGGAGCUUGAUCCACCUCCUUGGCUUAACAGAAUGCGACAGCUGGGAUAUCCACCAGGAUAUCUAGAUCCAGACGAUGAGGAUCAACCAUCGGGGAUCAAAAUAUUUGCUGAUGGGGAUGUCAAGGUAGAACAGGAAGAUGGGGAAAUCAUUGAAACAGAUUACCCUGAUCCACCAAUAAAAAUGGCUGUCAAAUAUCCUGGAAUAAACGCACCAAUCCCAGAAAAUGCUGAUGAAAGACUUUGGGCGGCUGGACGUUCAAGUUAUGAUCCUUUUAGGAACCGAUCACACCAUAGAUCAAACCAUUCUUCAGAACCUAUCAGCAGAUGGCGGCACCACGAGCAAAGAGGGUCUAGGGAUUCCCUUGACGAAGGGCCUCCAGGUGUUGACCCAGUAUUCAGUCCAUCUAAUUAUCCUCCGAGAUAUGGUAAUUAUGAUUCUAGUUAUAAUUUUGACAACACCAGAGGUCCAAUACCUUCCUUGUCAAGGUCCCAUUCGGACAGAGGAAGAAGGAGCCCUUUGGCGAGCGAAGAAUUUUCUAGUCACAGUUCAUCACCUUACUCAUCCUCUGAAAAACGUUCUCCUCAUAAUGGUUAGAAAAUGAGACUGAUUGAGAGGCGGAAUGACUGCGGAAUGGAUUAUUCAUAUCGAGAUAAAGAGUAUGACCACCAUCGUCAUCGUAGUUGGAUGUGAAUGGACUUAUACUUCGAUGUAACAUUACGCUAUAGAUGGGAUUGUAAUUUGUAAAAAUGUGGAAAAAUAGGGAGAAGGGGAAAUCUUUUUUUGCUGUUAAUUUUUUCCUGACAGGAGCUGCUCGUUUCUCUGUCCAAUGGCUAGGGAAAGUGGCCGAAAGACCUAUUGUACAAAAAAUAGAUGGUUUUAUAGUUAUAGCCCGGCACAUGCAUCGAGUAGGUGGACUCUAUAUGUGAUUCGAAUGUUAGGAUGUACUUGUUUAUUAAGAGGCCACGUUCACGUUUUGGGACCUUUUUUUUUUCUU
Hevea brasiliensis (rubber tree) is the source of this 2537-nucleotide messenger RNA. RefSeq lists its product as uncharacterized. NCBI's taxonomy places the organism in Eukaryota, Viridiplantae, Streptophyta, Magnoliopsida, Malpighiales, Euphorbiaceae. The transcript has 9 exons. Gene Ontology annotation, cellular component: catalytic step 2 spliceosome. Bases 362 to 2137 code for a protein of 591 amino acids. The record is from RefSeq and is a predicted model, not a curated record. Gene Ontology annotation, molecular function: zinc ion binding; RNA binding.